GAGGCGGGGGAGUUCAGCGGAGUUCAGCGGGUCAGACAGUUCGCGAAGCCCUAUGGUUUCGCGCCGUGGGUCGGCUGGACCCGACCCCCCUGCACUGUAGCAGAGAACCUGCCCCGCCCCACGCUCACCAACGUGUUCUCGCCCGAGCUCAUCUGUGCCCACGUGGUGGAGAACUCGUCCGACCCCCUGCGGCACAGCGUAUCAGAGAAGCCGGGCGGAGGACACGCCACGCCCGCAAGUAUGUCGAGCCUCGCAGGCGCCCACCUCCCGGCCGUCAGCGAUCAUCAGUUUCCGCGACCAAGGCCGGCGCUGGCGUGGGCGGAGGCAUCUGGCGCAGCGCCCGCACCGAGGCCACCUUCGCACCCCAGGACGGCCCGCGGGCGCCCCGUCGGGGGCGAGCGGCUCCAGCGCCCCCCUCUGUGCAGACCCCUCGGCGGCCACGGCAGGGCCACGCCGGGCUCCGACGUCCUCGCCCGCGGCAGGAUCCGUAGGCCCCUGGGGCUCCGCCCUCCCGAGCCUCGAGCUCCAAAGGCUUUCGAGCACCUCCCCGAGGUGGAGAAGUUCGUCACGGGGGCCUCCGAUCCUCGCCCCGGCAGCGGCACGCCCAGCUGGCACGCCGCGGAGGAGCUCCCGGCGCCCGGGCCGUGGCCCAGAGUGGAGCUGGCCGGCCGCUCGGCGGCGAGCGACCAUGACACGAGCGACACCGACUCGACCUCGGACCUCUUCGCGAUGUCCCUGGAGCUCUCCACGGCGGCCGCGGGACUCCGUCUGCCCAGCGCCGCCGCCGGCGAGGCCGAGCGGCCCCCCGCCUGGCCGGGCACCGACCGCCCCACCGGCGAGCCCUUCCCGCCGCCAAGCGCGCCGCCCGGCCUCGGCGGCCGCCGCAGGGCCCCCGUGCGGCACGGGCCCCCACGCCUGCGGGGGGGCACCGACCGCCCCACCGGCGAGCCCUUCCCGCCAAGCGCGCCGCCCGGCCUCGGCGGCCGCGGUUCCGGGGGCCGCUUGACAUCCGCGGAGAUCCUGGAGCGCAUCCCGGGCCAGUCCUGCCAUGGUGGCAUCGUUAUCGUGCUGAGGUUGGCGAGCAGCUGGGCGGAGUCCGAGGGCGCAGCGAUGGCGAAUGUCGGGGCGCAUUGGAAAUGUCCGUGCUGCCCGAAGCUCAACCCGAUCAGCAAGGUCAAGUGUGCCCAGUCGGGGUGCAGCGGAGUUCGGCCUGGCUAUGGCCCCGCACCGCGUCCGUGGCACACCGCAGGCUGGACUCCAGGCGUCACGCAAAAUAACAAUGUGGAGAAGGCUGCGAAAUCUUUGCUCGCUGGUCAGCAAAAGCUGCAGAAGGCGAAGGAGGCAGCAGCCAAGGCCAUGGUCGCCCUGCAGGAGCAGCAGGUGGCCGUCGCUUCUCUGGAGCAGGAACUGGCUGUGGCCAAGGAGGAAGCUGCCAAGGCGCUGGGUGCGUCCACUGCGCCGCCCAAGCUUGACAUCGGCCCUUUGCUCGAGCAGCUCAAGCAGUUGCAGUCCAGCGCAGGCCAAGGCGACACUGUUGAGGCCAUCUUCGGGAAGGUCACCAUGGCCGUCACCGAGUUCGCCCAGAAGCAGCGGCCUGUCGCGACCAGCGUGGGCACGGCCUGGACGCAGUUUAUAGGCGUCACGGAGCACUGCCUCUGUGACCUCGCAGGGCUUGACCUCGACAAGUACGGUGGCCGCGGUCACAGGCCAGAGCUCGGUUGGGCUCGAGCCUGCCCGCCCUCGGCGCCUCGCAUUCCGAAGGUGAGCAGGCCUGCGAUGUGGUUGAAGGGCGUGGCCCUUGCUGCCGCCGACGGGGUCAGCGAUGAUCCCAUCCGCCGAGUGCGUGGUCAGCGAGCUCUGGCGUGCAGGGCGCAGCGGCCACCUGCCAGCACGCGGUGCCAGGCGGUGGCGCUUCUCUGCCGCGCGCGUGAGUACAUGGGCAGCGUCGAACUGGAGUGCCUGGCUGGGAUCACCAAGCAGCUCGCCGACGAUGCCGUCGCUACCGAUGUGAAGGAGUCGAAGGCGCGCUUCGGGGAUUGGAUCGACGGCAACUCUGCUGGCGGGGGGGCUGCGCUGCAUGCUUUCACGAAAGAGCCUGCGGUGAACGCCUCCGCGAUCCAAGGGGUUGCAGUGCCGCUGGGCAAGAUGGAGGCGGUCAAGGCGCUGGUGUGCGAAUGGUCGGAGUGCUGGCGCACCGCGGCCGAGCCUCCGAAGCUGAGUUGGCCUGCUGACCUUGGCGAGCGCCCCAGCAUCAGCACCUGGGUCGACGCGGCUACUGGCGCAGUGUAUAGGCCGCUGGAUUUUUCGCCGUGGUAUACCAAGCAAGUGGUUCGGAAAGCAGUUCUGUGGUGGCAGUUCCAGAAGUGUGCUGACGAGCUGCCACAUUUGGACAACGGUUUCAACGUCAUGCAGUUGAGGAAGUGGAUCUAUCGAGGACGGCCCACGGCGUCGGAAGGACGUGACUGGCCUACCCUUGGUGCAGAAGAGCGGCGGUGCGCCAGGUCGCUCACCGUCGGCGGGCAAUGGGCCAAGCAUCGCCGCUUUCACAAUAACCCCUGGUAUGCGCAUUCAGAAGAUUGCAACUUGUGCCCUGGGCAAGCUGGCACGCUGUGGCACCGUCGUAUGGAGUGUGCUCACCAUUGGCCGCAGGCGGAGUUGCCAGCAGCCAUUGCCGCGCUAAAGAGGCAGGCGGGCCACCCCAACAUCAUCGCGCUGGUCGAGCGGCUGCUGCUAGUACGGCCACGAGUGGUGUGGCAGCCACCUCAGGACGAGAUCCUGUCCGCUGUCAAGUGGUUGCUGGGGAAUGGUGCUAUGCCCUUUCACAAUGAUGAGCUGUUCACUGACGGCACGGCGUUCGACCUUGACAUCGGUUACGGCAUGGCUGGCUGUGCGGUGGUGCAGGUUCCACUUGGGCCUGGGUGGUUUGACCCUGGUCCGAAGUGCGCCAUUCGCGCCCUGGGAUCGCCAUUGAUGGGGAUGCUCCAAUCCGUAGAAGGUGCUGAGCUUCUCGCCGUGCUCAUUCUCCUUCGUCGCAGCUUGGCGCCCAUCACGGUGCGGAUUGAUGCCAGUUACGUGGUUGACGGGCUCCUGGUGCGUGGGCCUGAGGGUACUUGUGGUGCCUCCCACAGCUGGGCUUUCCUGUGGCGGAUGGUGUGGUGUGCCAUCGAAGAUUUCGGUGGGAUCGGUCCCGACGGGCUCACCGUGCUCAAAGUUAAAGGACACGGCACUCUGAGAGAUGUGGAAGCGGGUCGGCUGUCUCGUUGGGAGCGUCGGGGCAACCUUGAGGCCGACGAGUGGGCCAAGCACGCCUUUCGGCCGUGCGCUUUGGGCGAAGCUGAUCGGACCAAGAUCAGGCGGUCGCACUUGCUGGUGGACGGCGUUGUGGCCUGGGUGUCCUGUGCUGGUGCCCCUGCGUCAGCCGCCCGUGGCGACAUUGACCCUAAUGUGGUGAUCAAGCUUCCGCCGAAGGUUCGUAUCAGCCUCGCGGAGCACGGCUCCGUGGUCGAGGCGAGCUGCUGGCGGUGCUCAAAGUGUGGACGGUACGCCGCCACCGGGAAUUUCAAGCGUAAGCUGUUCAGCCUGCCCUGCAUUCCACGGCCUGUGACGAGUGCCCCGCGCUCGGCCGACACGUCAGUACGGAUGCCCCAGCUGCUAGCGCUGGAGACGACGGUGCUGCUCGGCGCGAUAGUGAUGACCAGCGGGCGUCAGCAGCGGCGUCGAGCGGUGCAGGAGACCAUGCUGGACGAGUUUGACAGCAGCGGAGAGACCUGA
Messenger RNA from Prorocentrum cordatum, 3771 nucleotides. The record is from the annotation of a GenBank genome assembly. NCBI's taxonomy places the organism in Eukaryota, Dinophyceae, Prorocentrales, Prorocentraceae.